AUGCAGAUCUCCUUGAUUUCUCUGCUGGCCACUGGCGCCUCCCUCGCCUCAGCCGCCGCCAUCGCCCCUCCAGCGUCCAAUGCCACAGGCUGCACUUCUCUCUCCACUCGUAUCGAGUGGCGCAACUACUCUGACAGCGACCGCGAGGCCUUCGUAGAUGCCAUCGUGUGCCUGGCCAAGAAGCCCUCGGCCGGCGAACACUUCGCCCCUUCCAAGAGCCGGUGGGAGGACAUCACCAAUACCCACCAGAUACUCACCCACGCCAUCCACGGCAACGAGAUCUUCUUGCCCUGGCACCGUGCCUUCGUCUCGACCUUCGAGGCCCUGCUGCGCAACGAGUGCGGCUUCGACAGGGCACUGCCGUGGUGGGACGAGACCCUCGACGCCGGCAAGUUCAACGAGAGCAGCAUCUUCACCCCCGAGGACUUCGGCUCGCUGCCCCAAGGACGACAACGACAAAUUCUGCAUCACCGACGGCAAACCAUCUCCGCCGAGAUCACGACGGAUUACAUCAAGCGGUGCGCCCAGGUUGAUCAGAUCCGCCAGUUCACCGGGUGCCUCGAGACUGGAACCCACGCCUCCGGCCACAACGGCAUCGGCGCCGUCAUGGGGGACGUCUGGGCCGCCCCCGAGGACCCCACCCCCUUCAUGCACCACCUCUUCGUCGACGCGCAGUACGCCUCGUGGCAGGAGGGCGGCAGCGGCACGCGCAAGACCGCCGCGGGCCUCGCGGGUGGGUGUUACGACUGGAGUUACCCCUGUACGAGCCCCCUGGAGAUGGGUUCCGUCCUGAGCCUCAACGACCUCGUCCCCACGAACCUGACCCUGGCGGAUGUGAUUGACACCCGCGCCGGCUCCCUGUGCUAUGAAUACGACUACUACUUCUAG
Messenger RNA from Diaporthe citri, 888 nucleotides. RefSeq lists its product as uncharacterized. The transcript is spliced from 3 exons. Gene Ontology annotation, molecular function: oxidoreductase activity. The record is from RefSeq and is a predicted model, not a curated record. The coding region runs from base 1 to 888 and encodes 295 amino acids. Lineage: Eukaryota; Fungi; Ascomycota; Sordariomycetes; Diaporthales; Diaporthaceae.